GAGGUGCAUCCCGAAGUGUUUGAGCUUGCAUGGAAGACGCACUUGUAGCCCCAGGCGAGGGGCAACGAAAGGGUUCUAUUUCGAUCGAAGGCGCUGCAGAUGCUUUCGCUUGGACACCUCCCAGGUGGAGCUCCUGUGCAAACCUGAGCCGCCCCGUUUCGAGCUUUGAUACCCCUCGUGCAGCAGGUCUUGAAGUGCUCGAAUGGGAAGACGACGGAUGCCAAAGACGUUCUCCAAAGGAGGAGAGCAUCCGGGUGGCUGCGCGCUUUCGGCCACUGGAGAGGCCGGAUUCGCAGGUCAGCUGUGUUCAAUUUGGGCGGGAUGGCCAGACCUGCACUCUGAGAACGCAGAGGACGCAUGGGAUCCAUGAAUUUCCGUUUGCUUAUGACCAUAUUUUCCAGCCGGAAGUGUCCCAAGCCGAUAUUUAUCACACCAUUGCGAAGCCUAUCGUCGAGGGUGUGAUUAAUGGCUUCAAUGGUGCCAUCAUUGCGUAUGGGCAAACUGGAAGUGGCAAGACUCACACCAUGUUUGGCCCAUACGGUGCGCAGGCCUUCGUGGAAGAUAAAGAAAUGGACUUUGAAAGUCUGGGCAUCAUUCCUCGAGCUUUGCAGGAGCUCCUUGAUCAUGCCAAGACUACAGCUCCUGGCCUUGUACAGUUGCGGGCCUCUUACGUUGAAACAUACAACGAAACUGUGAUCGAUUUGUUGUCCCCUUUGCGGGGUGGCGCUGUGGUUGGCGAGCAGGGCUUUCAGUCCGCAGCCAUGUGCGAAAGAGGUGAUGUCCUCUACUUGCCCACGGUGACGGAAACGCCCGUGAGCUCCGUGCAGGAGGCGUUGGAAGUGAUGCGGACGGGCAAUCAAAACCGACACCAGGCUGAAACCAAGAUGAACCGGCACUCCUCUAGAAGCCAUGCCGUUUUCAUCGUGACGGUCACCAACAGAGUGGACCAAGCCAAACAGCGCUUUGCACAGCUCUACUUGGUAGACCUGGCGGGCAGUGAGCGGGUCAUGAAGACGGGAGUGCAAGGGAUGCAGCUGGAGGAGGCCAAGAACAUCAACAAAAGCUUGUUGGCUCUUGGCCAAGUGAUCUGGGCGCUUGCUCACAAGCAGAAGCAUAUCCCGUACAGAGAUUCGAAGUUGACGCAACUCCUGCGCAACUGUCUGGGAGGAAAUGCUCGAACUGCAGUCAUGAUCACUGCCUCCAUGCACCCAGAGAACGCCGGUGAGUCCUUAAGUGCAUUGCGCUUUGGUGCACGAGCAUCUUUGGUUCAAAACCUGGCUCGCCAGAAUGUCGCCGAGAAUGCACAAGAGCUGAAGAGGCUAUUAGACGAAGCACGCCAGGACUUGGCGGAAUUGCGCUCCUGCUGCCGGCGGCUCCAUGCAGAGCUUACAGCAAGUCGCUGCGCAGAGAGCCACGCGAACUCGCCAGGUUGGCUCGCCGAUGGCACGCAGUCUGAUUCCAAUUCCAAGCGCUUGGUGGUGUGGGGUCUGCUGCCUUCGCUGGUGUGUCCCAUCAAUCGAGCUAUCAUGAGGGAUCCGGUCCUAGCUGCAGAUGGCUGGACCUAUGAGCGCCGAGCGUUAGAGAAGCACAUGACACGCGGACAUGGCUUGCCCAAGUCCCCAGUCACUGGCGAGCGCUUCAGCAGUCGGCAGGUGACGUCCAACCUCGUGGUACGACAGCUGGUACGCCAAUAUCUUCCCGAUUUGGGACCCCUAGAGGACCCCUUGCCGCUCAUCCAGCUCUUGCACGUUUGGCAUGUGCAGCUUGUCCUGUCUUUCUUGGAUGCCAAGUCCCUGGGACGCUGCGAAUGUGCCUGGCCCUCUUUCCUGGCAGCAGCGGAUGCCAGCAAGAUUUGGGGGCAGCUGCUUCAAUGCGACUUUAAUGAAGAAUCGGAGACGCCUCGCAGCGCAUACCGUCAACUUGCUUUGGAAGCUUUGAGCAGACCAACGGCAGGCAUGCCUGGUAUGACUCGGGGCCUUAAGCUCUUCAAGCCUCGGGCCAGGAUCCCAUGAGGAUCCGUGCAGCGUGCAGUUUGUAUAGGCUUGUAGGAUUUUGUAGGAUGUAGGACGUGUAGUAUGUAGGAUACAGCUCUUGUCUAAGACGAUUGAGCUGAGACAGCACAGUGUCAGAUUUUCAAUUUUGACUUAGAAUGACACGGUUGUCUGGACAUUCUCUAACGUCUUCCAUGACGUGCUCCUGGGAGAUUCUGUGCAGGUGCCUUCAUUGAUUUUC
Durusdinium trenchii is the source of this 2232-nucleotide messenger RNA. The record is from the annotation of a GenBank genome assembly. Lineage: Eukaryota; Dinophyceae; Suessiales; Symbiodiniaceae.